UGCGGCAUGUGUUGUCUUGCAGUUGCCGAUUCAUUGUGGAGAUGGCGGUGAACGGGGGUGAAGCUGCCGGCCUGAGACAAGUGGCUGCCAUGUACGAGCAGCUGAAGGCGGAGUGGAACAAGAAGAGUCCGAACCUCAGCAAGUGCGGGGAUGUGCUGGGGAAGCUGAAGUUGGCCCUUUUGGAGCAGAAUUUUUUACCCACUACUGAUGCCAAAUUGACCAAGCAGCAGCUGAUCUUAGCUAGAGACGUCUUGGAGAUUGGUGCCCAAUGGAGCAUCCUGAAGAAAGACAUCCCUGCGUUUGAAAGAUACAUGGCGCAGCUGAAGUGUUAUUACUUUGACUAUCAGAAUGAGCUCCCUGAAUCUGCAUACAACCACCAGCUGCUGGGCCUCAACCUCCUCUUCCUCCUGUCACAGAACAGAGUGGCCGAGUUUCACACUGAGCUGGAACGGUUACCUGCCAAAGACAUCCAGGCAAAUGUAUACAUAAAGCACCCAGUGUCUCUAGAGCAGUACCUGAUGGAGGGCAGCUAUAACAAGGUGUUUCUGGCCAAAGGGAACAUUCCUGCAGAGAGUUACACAUUCUUCAUUGACAUUCUGCUAGACACAAUAAGAGAUGAGAUUGCAGGUUGCAUUGAGAAGGCCUAUGAGAAGAUCCUGUUUGAUGAAGCCGCACGGAUAUUAUUCUUCAGUCCUCCAAAGAAAAUGACAGACUAUGCAAAAAAGCGUGGUUGGGUAUUGGGCCCAAACAACUACUACAGUUUCAGCAGCCAGCAGCAGAAUCCGGAGGAGGCCACGAUUCCUUCCACAGAAUUAGCCAAACAAGUGAUUGAAUACGCCCGCCAGCUGGAAAUGAUCGUAUAAAUGAUGGGAAGUUGCUCCAGCCAACUUCCCACUUGUGUUCUCUUUCCUGGUCUGCCUGUUCACCGGCCAUUCUCACUCAUUAUUUUAUAGACGAUAGAUUGGGGGUAGGGGAUAUUUUGUAAGAAGAUGUAUUAUUGAAUAAUACCUUGACACCAUUUUCCCUGGGCUGGUUUUAUAGAACAACUCCACCCACUGUAAUAAAAAAAAAAAAUUAUUUUUUUUUUUUUUUUUUGCUGCUUCUGUGAAAUAUUGUUACAAUAAUAUUUCUUUAUCUUCCAAGAACACACAAUUAUAAUUUUUUGUCUGUUGUACAGGGUGAAGCAUACCUUUUUAUAAUCACUGUCCUGGUAGCAGGAUAUGCGCUUAAAUUUUGCGGCCGCUUCUAAUCCGGUGUCUUGGUCAGAAACUAUCAUGAUAUGGAGACUGUUUCUUGAAGUCCCAUGCAAAUCCAUAGAACUACUGGCAAAUCCAUCUUAUGAUCGCAAUAGUUUCAGAGCAGGUCAUGGAAGCAGAAUCCGCUGCAAAAUGGAAACGUGUAUCCUGCCACUAAAACAACCAUUAGAGGUAUGCUUUAAAGGGGUACUCCAGUGGAAAACUUUUAUUUUUUUAUUUUUUAUUUUUUUAUCAACUGGUGCCAGAAAGUUACAGUUUUGUAAAUUACUUCUAUUAAAAAAUCUUAAUCCUUCCAGUACUUAUUAUCUGCUGAAUACUACAGAGGAAAUUCUUUUCUUUUUGGAACAUAGAGCUCUCUGCUGACAUCUCUGUCCAUUUUAGCAUAUGUUUUCUAUGGGGAUUUUCUCCUACUCUGCUGACAUCUCUGUCCAUUUUAAGAACUGUCCAGAGAGCACUGUGGUCAUGAUGUCAGCAGAGAGCUCAGUGUUCCAAAAAGAAAAGAAU
This is a messenger RNA of Hyla sarda, 1760 nucleotides long. It is a transcript of the gene PSMD8, whose product is annotated as proteasome 26S subunit, non-ATPase 8. The transcript has 7 exons. Bases 42 to 863 code for a protein of 273 amino acids. Lineage: Eukaryota; Metazoa; Chordata; Amphibia; Anura; Hylidae. Gene Ontology annotation, biological process: proteasome-mediated ubiquitin-dependent protein catabolic process. Gene Ontology annotation, cellular component: nucleus; proteasome regulatory particle; proteasome regulatory particle, lid subcomplex. The record is from RefSeq and is a predicted model, not a curated record.